Messenger RNA from Pelodiscus sinensis (Chinese soft-shelled turtle), 4988 nucleotides. The record is from RefSeq and is a predicted model, not a curated record. Lineage: Eukaryota; Metazoa; Chordata; Testudines; Trionychidae.
CUCAUUCAACAGGACAAGUCAAAUUCUUCUAACUCACAUGAAAAGAAAGAGUUCAGGUGGUUACACAAAAUGCCAACUAAGAAGAGUAAAUAUCUGUAUGCUUCCAACAAUAAUUCAACCAAGGAGAAGAAUAUAGAAAGUAAUGGAGUUACUGGCCUGACAUAUAGGAAUCUGACAGAGCACACGGAACCUUGGUACCUGCAAACCGACACAAUGAUUUCUUCAGCACCUUAUCUGAUACCUGAUCUAGAUAUACGAGGUGAUGAAAGGACCUUUCGCCACAAAUAUGAACCUAGUUUAAAAACCAUGAUUCCUAUCCGCUUCAAAGCAAAAACUUCUCCUAACCCAAUAGAUGAUGCAGGACUGUUCUCAUUUGCUACAUAUUCUUGGCUUUCACCUUUAAUGAUUAAAGGAUAUAAACACAAUAUCAAUGUGGACACCUUGCCUCCAUUAUCAUAUCUAGAUAGUUCAGAGCCAAAUGCAAGAAGAUUUCAGCUCCUUUGGGAAGAAGAGCUUGCAAGAGUUGGACCUGAGAAAGCUUCUUUGGGUAGAGUAGCUUUUAAAUUUCAGAGGACAAGAAUUUUGGUGGAUGUGAUAGCAAAUUUCAUGUGUAUUAUCUUGGCUGCGCUAGGACCAACUGUGAUUAUUCAUAAAAUUCUACAGCACAGUGAAAGUGUCUCCAAAGACAUCGUUUGGGGAAUUGGACUCUGCAUAGCACUCUUCAUUACUGAAUUUUCCAAAGUAGUAUUUUGGGCAUUGGCGUGGGCCAUCAACUACCGUACAGCUAUACGAUUAAAAGUUGCUUUAUCUACAGUAGCUUUCGAGUACCUAUUAGCAUUUAAGUCUUUAACACAUAUCUCUGUUGGUGAGGUCAUUAAUACAUUAUCCAAUGAUGGCUAUCGAAUGUUUGAAGCUGCCUUAUUUUGUCCUCUGCCAAUUACUGUGCCUAUAUUACUGAUUGUUUGCAUCAUAUAUUCUUGUUUUAUUCUUGGUCCCACUGCACUCAUAGGAGCAUUUGUUUAUAUUAUAUUUAUACCUAUACAGAUGCUCAUGGCUAAGCUCACAUCCGUAUUCAGACGAGCUGCUAUUUCAGUGACUGAUAAGCGUGUGCGAACAAUGAAUGAGAUUUUAGUCUGCAUUAAAUUGAUCAAAAUGUAUGCUUGGGAAAAAUCUUUCGCAAAGACAAUCAAAGGUAUAAGAAAUAUGGAAAGGAAAAUACUGGAAAAAGCAGGAUAUGUACAAAGUGUAAACUCUGCUCUGACACCUACUGUAUCAACAAUGGCGACUGUCAUGACAUUUGUUUUACACACUCUUUUAAAGCAAGAACUAACUGCAUCAGUUGCAUUUACCGUGAUUUCCAUGUUUAAUGUAAUGAAAUUUUCAAUUGCUAUCUUGCCUUUCUCAGUGAAAGCAGCAGCAGAAGCUAAAGUUUCCCUUAAAAGACUGAAGAAAAUUCUCCUAACUGAAAUUCCUCCUGUUUAUGUAAGGCAACUGAAAAAUUCAGAAAAUGCUGUGGUAAUGCAAAAUGCUACACUGUCUUGGAAACGUCUGAAUGAACACAGCAGAAAGAACAAUAAUGAAAACAUAAUAAAUGAGAAAAGCAUUUAUAAACUCCAACCAAAACCAGAGCCUCACUCUCAGACAUCAGUCACAGAAAUGGGAACAGAGGGUUUUAGAGACAUUACUUUAUACAACUUAAGCUUUACUGUGAAGAAGAACAAUGGGCAAUGUGACAUUAAAAAAUUCUUGCUUUACAAAUAUAGAUUAAUUUUCUUCAAAAUAUGUCUCUUUGGAAAUGUUGGAAGUGGAAAGAGCUCCGUCAUAUCAGCUAUUCUAGGCCAGAUGUAUAUGUAUGAUGGGACAGUAGGUAUUGAUGGAACAGUAGCUUAUGUGUCUCAACAAGCAUGGAUAUUUCAUGGUAAUGUUAUGCAGAAUAUACUAUUUGGAGAAGAAUACAAUGAAGAAAGGUACAAUUAUGCACUCAAUGUGUGCAGUCUGAAGUCAGAUAUGGUAUCUCUUCCUUAUGGAGAUUUGACUGAAUUAGGUGAAAGAGGUGUUAACCUCUCUGGAGGCCAGAAGCAAAGAAUUAGCUUGGCUCGUGCUGUUUAUGCCAAUAGAGAUAUUUACUUGUUGGAUGACCCCUUAUCAGCAGUUGAUGCACAUGUUGGAAAACACAUUUUUGAAAAAUGCAUUAAAGAGGCCCUUAAAGAAAAAACCGUAAUCCUUGUAACUCAUCAACUACAGUAUCUAGAAUUCUGUGAGGAAGUCAUUUUAUUAGAAGAUGGAGAAAUACAUGAACGGGGAACUCACAAAGAUUUAAUGAAAGAACAAGGACGCUAUGCUCAGCUAAUCCAAAAUCUCCACAUGGAGCAAGCAAAGGAUCCAGAAAAUAUUAUGACUGAAUCAGUCAUAGAAUCAGAGAGUGAAACUCAGGAUAGGAAUGAUUCCACAGGAAGUUCUUAUAAAGGGGUUGAUAAUCCUGCUUUUUUAAUGUCCGAUGAAGAAAUCAUCAAAAAGGAACCCGAGAGAGACACACAAAGGGAAAAGAAGAUAGCUCCUGCAAACCAGCUUUUUCAAAAAGAGGAAAAACAAGAAGGUUCUGUGACAUGGAAAACCUAUCGCACUUACAUUAAAGCUUCUGGAGGUUUCAUACUGUCUUCCUUUGUUGUAUUUCUCUUUAUUUUGAUGAUUGGCAGCUCAGCCUUCAGCAAUUGGUGGUUAAGUUUCUGGCUAGAACAGGGUUCAGGGGCAAACUGCAGCCUCCCGAGUAAUGAAACAGAAUAUCCCAUUUGUGACAUGGGAAGCAUCUCGGAUAACCCCAGUCUGCACUUUUACCAGUUAGUCUACGGAAUGAGCAUGCUGAUCAUUAUUGUCCUAAGCAUCAUCAAAGGGUUUGUUUUCACAAAGACAACAUUAAAGGCUUCGUCAGUGCUACAUGAUAAUGUAUUUUACAAGAUCUUACUGAGUCCAAUGAGUUUCUUUGAUACAACUCCCACUGGCAGGCUAAUGAACCGUUUUUCUAAGGAUAUGGAUGAAUUGGAUGUGAGACUUCCAUUUCAUGCAGAGAAUUUUUUGCACCAGUUUUUUAUGGUGUUCUCUAUUGUAAUCAUAAUAGGCAUUGUGUUUCCUUUCCUCCUAAUUGCAGUGGUUAUCCUAACUAUUAUAUUUGUGAUUCUCUUUCAAAUUUUUCAGACAGCCAUCAGAGAACUAAAAAGAAUGGAAAAUAUUAGCAGAUCUCCAUGGUUCUCACACAUUACCUCCUCUGUGCAAGGCCUCAGUAUAAUUCAUGCUUAUAAUAAAAAAGAAGACUAUAUCAACCAGUUUAAAAUUCUAAAUGAUGAAAACUGCAGUCAUUUUCUGUUGUUUAAUUGUGCACUACGCUGGUUUGCGGUCAGAACAGAUAUCCUCCUGACUUUGAUAACCUUCGCUGUGGCAUUAUUUGUUGUUUUGAGCCCUUCUAUUAUUAGUACUGCUGCAAAAGGCUUGGCUUUGUCCUAUAUUAUCCAGUUGAGUGGACUUCUCCAACUAUGUGUAAGAACAGGAACUGAGACAGAAGCUACAUUAAUUUCCGUUGAACAGAUUCAAGAAUAUGCCUUGACAUGCGCUCCUGAGGCCUCCCAGAAGCCAGAAUUAGUGAAAUCUCCCCAAAACUGGCCAGAUCAUGGGGCUAUCACAUUUAAAGACUACCAGAUGAAAUACAGAGACAAUAGUCCUGUGGUUCUCAAUGGCUUAAAUAUGAGCAUUCACGGUGGAGAAAAAAUCGGUAUCGUUGGAAGAACAGGCGCUGGAAAAUCAUCAUUAGGAGUUGCAUUGUUUCGACUAGUAGAACCAACUGCUGGUACUAUCCUAAUUGACAACGUUGAUAUCUGUACCAUUAGUUUGGAAGAUCUAAGAACAAAGCUCUCUGUUAUUCCUCAAGACCCUGUUCUGUUUGUAGGUACAGUAAGGUACAACCUAGAUCCCUUUGAUAUCUAUACAGAUGAUCAGAUCUGGCAAGCUCUGGAAAGAACGUUUAUGAAAGAGACUAUAUUGAAACUUCCAAGAAAAUUACAGGCAGAAGUUAUUGAAAAUGGAGAAAACUUUUCAGUAGGGGAAAGACAGCUGAUUUGUAUGUCAAGAGCACUCCUUCGAAAUUCAAAAAUUAUACUUCUUGAUGAAGCCACAGCCUCCAUUGAUUCUGGAACUGAUGCACUAAUUCAGUGCACAAUCAGAGAUACAUUCAAGGAUUGCACUGUCUUAACCAUUGCACAUCGCAUAAACACUGUUCUGGAGUCUGACCGUAUUCUGGUUAUGGACAAUGGAAAGGUAAUUGAGUUUGGCACGCCCGAAGAACUUGUGCAAAAACCAGAUUCUGCAUUUGUAUCACUCUUGGCUUCAGCAAACAAAGUGGCAUCAUAGAAGACGUAUUUUGUUUUGGUCGUAUGAUCGUUGGAGAUGGAUCUGUGAUAUAGAUUAAAAAUAAGGACAUUAUUAGACUGCCAUGUUAACUUCCAGCAACAAGAUCCUGUUAGAAAUUAACGUUGUGACCUUUAGCUGAAAGUCAUACCACUACCAGGCAUAUAGCACCACCUAAAAAGACUAAGGAUUAAGCUAGUAUAAAUGCCAGAUGAAUCAACUGCUUACUUGACAUCAGGUUUGAAGUCUGGAAUUUAAGUGUGUGUGUCAUAUAGUGCACCAAGCCAGUGGAAACUACAGAAAUGUACCAUUUUACAUUACUGCAUUAUAUAACAGUUCAAUAUUGUACCUCCUAUAAAAUAUAGAUAAAUGAUGAAACACUGAAAAAUGCAAGACAAUAUUUUAAAAAGUUUAUUAUAAAAUUAAAAGUUUAUGGAGUAAGAGCUGAUUAAUAUCUUUCACUUUAAUGUGCAACAGAUGUGUUCAUUCAAGGCAUGAAACAUGGUUUAUUGACACGUUUGGUGUAAAGAUUAUUAUCCUGUAUAUUCCAUGUGAUCGAUUAAUCAUUACAGACUGGUAAACAAUAAAAUAUU